Messenger RNA from Aspergillus udagawae, 654 nucleotides. RefSeq names its product nitroreductase family protein. The transcript is spliced from 3 exons. NCBI's taxonomy places the organism in Eukaryota, Fungi, Ascomycota, Eurotiomycetes, Eurotiales, Aspergillaceae. The record is from RefSeq and is a predicted model, not a curated record. Gene Ontology annotation, biological process: cellular response to oxidative stress. The coding region runs from base 1 to 654 and encodes 217 amino acids.
AUGGGCUCGACUCAACCCGAAUUCAAGAACCCCGCCACCACCACUCUGCUAGAGCUGGUCAAGGCCCGGCGCACAUACUACGGCCUCAAGGCUGAGAGCCCCAUCUCGGACGAGGCCAUUGAGCGCAUCGUCCAGGAUGCCGUCCUGCACGUCCCUAGCUCCUUCAACACUCAGACCUCCCGUGUGGUCCUCCUGCUCAAGGAGGAACACCAGAAGCUCUGGGACAUUGCCAUCAACAUCAUGGAGGGCCUCGUGGCUGCCGGCAAGGUCCCCAAGGAGAUGUUUGAGAACCACACCAAGCCCAAGCUGAACGCCUUCCGCGCCGGCUAUGGAACUGUUCUCUUCUUCGUCGACUACGACUCUCUCGCUGCUAUCAAGGAGCAGUUUGCCAUCUACGCCGACAAGUUCGAUCCUUUUGCUCUCGAGUCUAAUGCCAUGUCGCAGUACCUCGUCUGGACUGCGCUUUGCUCCGAAGGCCUCGGUGCCAAUCUCCAGCACUACAGCCCCCUGAUCGACGAGCAGGUGCAGAAGACCUGGAACAUCCCUGCCUCGUGGAAGCUGGAUGCCCAGCUCGUCUUUGGUACUCCUGCCAGCGAGCCUGGCGAGAAGACCUUCCAGCCCAUUGAGGACCGCUACAAGGUUUUUGGAAAGUAG